AUGGAAGAGGAACGGGAAACUCCACCGUCAACAUCGUCUGCCGUAUGUGAACUCCCCCUUGCUGCUAAACCGCUAGAAGAAACUGCUUUGGGAGAUGAAUCCAGCGUGACCGCUGACGAUGUGGAGAUAUCUGAACAAAACAAUAUUGAUCGAGGAUAUUUUGUCGAAGGUGAUGUUUAUCUGGACGACUACGUUAUGGGAAAAACAACUGACUUACCGGAUGAUGAACUUACUAUGUCAUACCGACAAGUAUUUGGUCCUGAUGACGCCCUCGAACAUAUUGAUUUCCAACUUCCGGGUCAAAGCGCCGGUCUGGAUUCUGAAUCGAAUGCCAUUGACUAUGACGAAGCCAGUAGCGAAGAUGUGGAACAAAUCGGCUCGGUAAAUCCUUUCAGACCGGCGAUUGAUAAGAACUGCAGCGGUUGUGGAGCACAAUUACACUGUAAAGAUGCUUCUCUACCAGGUUUUUUACCCGAGGAGCUACUCGAUAAAGCAGCUCGCAAGAGAGCCUCUUCAGAAGCAAUAUUAUGUCGGCGAUGUCACCUCUUGAAACACCAUAAUUUCUUGCUGAAUGUUAACGUUUGCCCGGUGGACUAUGAAUCCGUCAUGUCAUGCCUUCGACUGAAUCCCGAAGCCUUAGUGUUGUUGGUUGUGGAUGUUACUGAUAUCCCAGGAAGCAUUCAUCAACAGCUUCCGAGAAUUAUCGGGCCACGACGACCCAUGAUAGUUCAGUGCAAAUAA
This is a messenger RNA of Cooperia oncophora, 741 nucleotides long. Lineage: Eukaryota; Metazoa; Nematoda; Chromadorea; Rhabditida; Trichostrongylidae. The record is from the annotation of a GenBank genome assembly.